CAAAAUGUAGUUUAUCAAAAAAAGAAUAGUCAAUAAAUAUAUAGAAACAGCAUGGUGUAUCGAUCGAGUCCAGUCACUCCUUCAAGUGUCUAUAUAUACAAUCUCUCUUUUUAUCUCUGUGUCUCCGUUUGAAAUCAUUCAACAAUGUCAGGACUUAGAUUGGAAGGCAAGAUCGCAAUUAUAACAGGUGGAGCUAGCGGUAUUGGAGCCAAAGCGGUUAGGCUGUUCACGGACCACGGAGCUAAGGUGGUCAUCGUUGACUUACAAGAAGAGCUUGGUCAAAAAGUAGCCGCUUCUAUCGGGGAUGAGAGAGCUACUUUUUACCGUUGCGAUAUCACAAACGAAACGGAGGUGGAGAACGCCGUUAAGUUCACCGUCGAGAAACACGGAAAGCUAGACGUUCUUUUCAGUAACGCCGGCGUUAUGGAACAGCACGGAAGCUUUCUUGACUUGGACCUCGAGCUGUUUGACCGAACCAUGGCGGUCAACGUUCGUGGUGCGGCUGCGUUUAUGAAACACGCGGCACGUGCCAUGGUGGAGAAGGGAACGCGUGGGUCUAUCGUAUGUACGACGAGCGUCUCUUCGGAGAUCAGUGGUGUGGGACCUCAUGCGUACACGGCGUCGAAGCAUGCACUUCUCGGGCUUAUGAGAUCUGCUUGUGGCGGGCUGGGAAAGUACGGGAUUAGAGUCAACGGUGUUGCACCGUAUGGGGUGGCCACGGCGCUCAACAGCCGUGACGAGGAAACGGCGAAGAUGGUGGAGGACUAUUGCGCCGCGACGGCAAUUCUUAAGGGGGUUGUACUUAAGGCACGCCACGUGGCAGAGGCGGCUUUGUUUCUGGCUUCUGAUGAUUCUGCUUACGUUAGCGGCCAAAACCUGGCUGUCGACGGUGGUUAUAGCGUCGUCAAGCCCAUGUGAAAGAAAUAAAUUGGCUGUUGAUUUGACGUUUUUUUCUUUUCAUUUUAAUGUUAUUAAUUGGUAUUGGCGAAUAAUUCCAUAUUAUUCAGCUUUUCACCAAAGCUUCAUAAAAUAAAAUAAAUAAAAUAAAUAAAAAGAUGAAGACAAGUUAAACGUUUA
This is a messenger RNA of Camelina sativa (false flax), 1077 nucleotides long. Its product is annotated as short-chain dehydrogenase reductase 3a. NCBI's taxonomy places the organism in Eukaryota, Viridiplantae, Streptophyta, Magnoliopsida, Brassicales, Brassicaceae. The record is from RefSeq and is a predicted model, not a curated record.